UCUGGUCCAGGCAGGUAAAGGCAGCUUCUUAGGCAGCCAGCGAGUUGGCAGGUGGGUUGGGACUCGCUUGUCAACUCAUUAAUUUUAAGCAGUCAGUUUGGGGGUACUGCAGGAUAAUCAGGAGGGCCGUGGGGAGUCAAGAGGUGACCCGGGAUGCCGGUGGUGGGGAAAGAAAACAGGAGCUUCGGGAAGCUUGGAGGCAAAAUUGCGCUCGGGUUCCUGUUCCUUGCAUCCCUCCUGCCUUCAGUGCGGGAGAGCACUUUUUAAAGACUCACCUUGGAAAGAAAGCCUCCGUCCCAAGGGAGAAGGAGAGGCGUCUGCAGGGGGCAGAGACCGCAGCUACCUGCCGGGUGCGCCCCCCACCCAGGAGCGCUCGCUUCGCCCCCUUUCCUCCCCCGCCCCCACCUCCUUAUUGGUGCUAGUUUGCAGCGCCCAGCUCCUGCGCCUUCGCUUCGCGUUUGAAUCUGGCUCGCCCCUUCGUAUUAUGUCUGCACUCCGAAGGAAAUUUGGGGACGAUUACCAGGUAGUGACCACAUCGUCCAGCGGCUCGGGCUUGCAGCCCCAGGGGCCAGGCCAGGACCCUCAGCAGCAGCUUGUGCCCAAGAAGAAGCGGCAGCGGUUCGUGGACAAGAACGGCCGGUGCAAUGUACAGCACGGCAACCUGGGCAGCGAGACAAGCCGCUACCUCUCGGACCUCUUCACCACGCUGGUGGACCUCAAGUGGCGCUGGAAUCUCUUCAUCUUCAUUCUCACCUACACUGUGGCCUGGCUCUUCAUGGCGUCCAUGUGGUGGGUGAUCGCCUACACUCGGGGCGACCUGAACAAAGCCCACGUCGGUAACUACACGCCUUGCGUGGCCAAUGUCUAUAACUUCCCUUCUGCCUUCCUCUUCUUCAUCGAGACCGAGGCCACCAUCGGCUAUGGCUACCGAUACAUCACAGACAAGUGCCCCGAGGGCAUCAUCCUCUUCCUCUUCCAGUCCAUCCUUGGCUCCAUCGUGGACGCCUUCCUCAUCGGCUGCAUGUUCAUCAAGAUGUCCCAGCCCAAGAAGCGCGCCGAGACCCUCAUGUUCAGCGAGCACGCGGUGAUCUCCAUGAGGGACGGAAAACUCACGCUUAUGUUCCGGGUGGGCAACCUGCGCAACAGCCACAUGGUCUCCGCGCAGAUCCGCUGCAAGCUGCUCAAAUCUCGGCAGACACCUGAGGGUGAGUUCCUUCCCCUUGACCAACUUGAACUGGAUGUAGGUUUUAGUACAGGGGCAGAUCAACUUUUUCUUGUGUCCCCACUCACAAUUUGCCACGUGAUCGAUGCCAAAAGCCCCUUUUAUGACCUAUCCCAGCGAAGCAUGCAAACUGAACAGUUCGAGAUUGUCGUCAUCCUAGAAGGCAUUGUGGAAACAACUGGGAUGACUUGUCAAGCUCGAACAUCAUAUACUGAAGAUGAAGUUCUUUGGGGUCAUCGUUUUUUUCCUGUAAUUUCUUUAGAAGAGGGAUUCUUUAAAGUUGAUUACUCCCAGUUCCAUGCAACAUUUGAAGUCCCCACCCCACCUUACAGUGUGAAAGAGCAGGAGGAAAUGCUUCUCAUGUCGUCCCCUUUAAUAGCACCAGCCAUAACUAACAGCAAAGAAAGACAUAAUUCUGUGGAAUGCUUAGAUGGACUAGAUGAUAUUACUACAAAACUACCAUCUAAGCUGCAGAAAAUUACUGGAAGAGAAGACUUUCCCAAAAAACUCUUGAGGAUGAGUUCUACAACUUCAGAAAAAGCCUACAGCUUGGGAGACUUGCCCAUGAAACUUCAACGAAUAAGUUCAGUUCCAGGCAACUCAGAAGAAAAACUGGUAUCUAAAACCACCAAAAUGUUAUCUGAUCCCAUGAGCCAGUCUGUGGCUGAUUUGCCACCAAAGCUUCAAAAGAUAGCUGGAGGAGCAGCUAGGAUGGAAGGGAACCUUCCAGCCAAAUUAAGAAAAAUGAACUCUGAUCGCUUCACAUAACAAAGCACUCCCUUAGGCAUUAUUUAAUGUUUGAUUUAGUAAUAGUCCAAUAUUUGGCGAUGAGGUAAUUCUCCCUAAGGAAUCUGAAAGUAUAUUUUCCUCCCAGUUCUACAAGCAUAUUUGAGAACCCUUCCUUUCCCAAGUAUUGCUAAUGUGUAGAAAGCAACAGUUAUGGAGGGAGGACAUCAUAAGGAAGUUAUUAACGGGCAUGUAUUAUCACAUCAAGCAUGCAAUAAUGUGCAAAUUUUGCAUUUAGUUUUAUGGCAUGAUUUAUAUAUGGCAUAUUUAUAUUGUAUAUUCUGGAAAAAUAUAUAUAUAUAUAUAUUUAAAGGGGAGAUACUCUCCCCGACAUUUCUAACAUAUGUAUUAAGCCAAACAUGAGUGAAUAGCUUUCAGGGCGAUAAAACUAAAUAUAUGUCUGUGUGUGUGUGUGUAUGUAUACACACAUAUACAUAUAUACACAUACAUACACAUACAUACAUACAUAUAUAUCUGAUAAAAUUGUGAUGUUUUGUUCAAAGUUGUAGUUCUUGUGCAUGUUUACUUUAUUAGAGUAGGAAGGCUACUGGCAUUAAUUAUUAAUACCAAAUAUUUUAGCCUUAAAUUUUUGUCAUUUUAAAAUCUGAUUUAAUGUUUUCUGCUGUUUAAGGUCCUGGGAGGCUUUCCAUUGUAUUUUAUAUGAGAGAAUCACACAAGUUUGUGCUAUCUAUGGCCCUGCAAAAAUAUAACCAUUACAUGUUUAAAUUGUAAAUUUUAGAGCAUACCAGUACUCAGUAUAGCACUGAACAUUUCUUAUGAUUUUUAAAAGUUGCUAGUACUGGGGAGAAAUAAUUGUUGAUUAAUUUGAGAAUUAUUCCUUUCCUAGACUAAUUAAAAUCUGGAAAUCUGUUUUGUAUAUGAUCUAAUACAAAGAUGAGCUCUGAACAAACACUGAAUCAUGUUAAUAGACAGUAGCCAAGUUAUAUUGAAUAUAUCAGAAUCUGUGUGAAGUUACACAAUUAAUUGUCCCUGUUUCAAACUGAGUAAAUUGGAAACAUUUUCAUUCUUUUUCUGGAAAUUUUGUCCAUUUUAAAAACCAAUCAUUUUAAGAAGACAUGACAAUGCAAUGAAACAGAUGAUAAAUAUUUAUGCUUAAAAUAUGUAUGUCUAAUUGAGUCUCUUUUUUAUUCUGUUUUCUUGUUUAUGGCAUUUGUUGUAACAGGAUAGACUUUUUCCUCACCUAGGGAACCUAUCCCAUGCCUGUCACUUAUAGUUCAGGAGGAAGUUUUUGCACAGACCAGAGAGAAAUUAAAAUUAGAUAAAUUGAAGAUAUCUUACACACAGUUUUUUGGUGAACACUGAUUUUAUUGGUGACUUGAAUCCCUGGUCUACCCAAAUAAUUUUAACAGUACUGUUUUUUCUAAUCCUGAAGUCUGAUAUUUAUGACUCAUUAGCAGGAAUCAAAACUAGUGAUCAGUAGAACACUUUCAAAAUAAAAAUUUGGAAUGCAGACUUUUAUGAAAAUUUAAAAGUGCUCCUUAACAGGAUAUCAUGGGUUUUCCUAUAAAACUUCUUUAAGUAUUGUAAUUUAAGUCUGCCCCAAAUUUUAAAAAGAUUCUCAUUAAUAUGUCAGUCAUUAAUUGCUAGUUUGGGCUCUCAUUAUUUCCUGUUUUUUAACAAUUUUGUGAUAAUUUUAUUAUUGGCAAGUUAAUACAUCAACAUUUAAAUCAUUGACUAUAAUAAUACCUUCUGGCUACCUCUGUAUCAACCAAAUUCUGUAGGUGCAAACAUAUACCAGGGAAUUCUUACUGGCAAAAUGAUCAAUCUGGAGUGUGCAUCCACUGUGAAUGGAGCAAAUUGCCCUAUACCCAUUGAUAACCAAGCUUUCUUAGUUUGUAGAUGUAGGAAACAAAAUAGUGAGAGAGAGAGAAAGGGGUCCACAGGGCAUGGUAUAGUUAUCAGCAGUGGAAAAAAAGUGCAUAGAUCAUUUAGUCCAAUAACUUAAAAAUAAAUAGAGCCAUAAUUUACUUUGGAGAGUCAUUUUAAUUUGUCUUUGGUACCAAGGAGAAGACAGAACCAAAAACAAACUCUCCAAGUAUAUUCACACAUUCAACAAAAUUUUUGCAUGCCUUCUAUGUCAUAGGCAAUUUUAGUUCCUGGGGAUUUGGACAUGGCUAAGUCAGAGAAGGCCGUUGCUCACCAUGAACACUGUAUACCAGAAGGAGAGUGGGGAGGAGACAAAAAACAAAUAAGACCACUUCAGACAAUCGAAGCAUCAGUUAAAAGAAUGAAAACAGGCCUGACUCAGUGGCUCAUGCCUGUAAUCCCAGUACUUUGGGAGGCGAGGUUGGGGGACCACCUGAGGUCAGGAGGUGGACACCAGCCUGGACAACAUGGUGAAAACCCGUCUCUACUAAAAAUACAAAAAUUAACUGGGCAUGGUGGCAGGCACCUGUAAUCCCAGCUACUGGGGAAGCUGAGGCAGGAGAAUCGCUUGAACCUGGGAGGUGGAGGUUGCAGUGAGCCGAGAUUCUGCCACUGCACUCCAGCCUGGGUGACAGUGCGAGACUCCAUCUCAACACCAAAAAAAACAAAAAAAAAACACAAAGAAUCAAAGAAUAAAAACAGGGUGACACAAUGCAAAGUAACUGUGUGGAAUAAAAAUUGAUUAUUUUAGAAAAUGUGACUGGCUUAGGACGGGGAUAAUAUGCGAACAGAAAUCUAUCUCAUGAGAAAGUGCUACUGUUGUCAAAAUUACCUUAUCUGAGUGAAUGGUAUUUUUUUUAUCUUUUCCACACACGAGUGGGAAAGGUAUGAUUUCUGCAUGUAAUUGCAGUUUAACCCUUAUUUCUAGGUUGAUCAUAGGUCCCAGUUUACCCAUGAAAAUUCCAGUUUAUACCUGUUGUACCUGUGUAAUUAUUGGUAGCACUCCCUUUCAUUCUUAUAAUGUCCUGGUUUGGAUGAUAUAUGGUGAAGUUUUUGUUGAAACUAAAUUAUGAAGUCUGAUAUAUUUGGAUAAAAAUAAAGAAUUGCUUUUCUUCUCCUUUUGCUGAUUUUUUGACACAUCAUUCUAAGCAAAAUCAUCUCAGCUUCGUAUAUUUCAGCCUGAAGUACUUCUUACCAAAGUUAUUUCAUGUAACAUUUGUUCAAUAUGUUCGUGACAUGUCUUUCAGUAAUGAAAAGUUAUGCAUUUUAUUGAAUGAAUAAAAACCUAACCUCUGCUA
Messenger RNA from Nomascus leucogenys (northern white-cheeked gibbon), 5193 nucleotides. RefSeq names its product potassium inwardly rectifying channel subfamily J member 3 (gene KCNJ3). Gene Ontology annotation, molecular function: G-protein activated inward rectifier potassium channel activity. The record is from RefSeq and is a predicted model, not a curated record. NCBI's taxonomy places the organism in Eukaryota, Metazoa, Chordata, Mammalia, Primates, Hylobatidae. Gene Ontology annotation, cellular component: plasma membrane. Gene Ontology annotation, biological process: regulation of monoatomic ion transmembrane transport; potassium ion import across plasma membrane.